Ilex paraguariensis (yerba mate) is the source of this 1824-nucleotide messenger RNA. NCBI's taxonomy places the organism in Eukaryota, Viridiplantae, Streptophyta, Magnoliopsida, Aquifoliales, Aquifoliaceae. The record is from the annotation of a GenBank genome assembly.
UUAGAUCUCGCCGUUGUCUUCAUUCGUACAUUCUCUUGUGUCUAUUGUCGCCGGAAAAUUCUCUAUUUUCCGAUCGGAGAUCGGACGAUCAUUAAAUAAUCGACCUCUCAACUAGAGGGAGUUUGUGGGAAAAAGAAAUUGGGAGCUUUUUUUCUUUUCAAGUGAUAGCUGGGUGAGUAAAUUAAAUUAUUGCAACUUUUGAUCAUGAAACACCAACUACUAUUCUUUUUAGCUAGGAAUCUAAUUUGAAGGUCAAGGGACUGUGAAUCGCAUGAUUUUAUUGGAAGGAAGCUAAUCAAGAGGAGCAGAGACAUGAACAAGGGUUUUUGGAUGGCAAAGGUUCCAGGGAGUUUAAGUGAUGGUGCGAUGGUUUAUGAUAAUUCCUCCAGAAUUGAGCCAAAGCGUUCUCAUCAGUGGUUUAUGGAUAGCAGUGAGGCAGAGUUAUUCCCCAACAAGAAACAAGCAGUUGAAGUUCCAAACCACACUUCAUUCUCUGGACUCCUUAAUUCAAAUGUUUCUCCUUGGGGAAAUGCUUCCAGUCUUCGCUCAGCUGCAGACCAAUUUACUGAGAGGCUGUUUGACCCUGAGACUGUGAGGACCAUCAAUUUUGAUGACAGGUGUGUUUCAUCUGUAGGCAUAGGCAAUAUGAAUGUAGGAAGAAAGGGUAUUGAGGAUCCAUUUGGGAAUGACUCCUCAUUUGGUUUAUCUAUGUCUCAUGCAUUGGAAGAUCCUAGAUUGGAUCUUAAUUUUGGUGGGAUAAGAAAAGUUAAGGUCAGCCAAGUAAAGGACUCUGAGAACUUAAUGUCUGUAUCAAUAGGACAUGCCUAUACCAGAGGGGAGAACAAUACCAUGUCAGCAACACAUGCUUAUAGCAAGGCAGAUGACAAUCACAUAUCAAUGGGACUCUCUUUUAAUAGAGGCGAUGACAACAUUAUGUCAAUGGGUGACACUUAUACGAGGGAGGAUAGCAAUUUUAUAUCCAUGGGUCAACCCUACAACAAGUCGGACAACAUUGACAUAUCAAUGGGUCACACCUUCAAAGAGAAUAAUGGUGCCAUAUCAAUGGGUCACGCCUACAAAGAGAAUAAUAGUGCCAUAUCAAUGGGUCACGCCUACAAAGAGAAUAAUAGUGCCAUAUCAAUGGGUCAAUCUCUGAGUAAGGAUGAUGGCAAUAUUUCAACAAUGGGUCAAACCUUCAGCAAGGGGGAUGGAAUCGCUGUAUCGUUAGGUCACACCUUCAAUGAGAAUAAUAAUGCUGUUUUGAUAAGUCAGCAUUUCAGCAAGGAUAGUUGCAACAAUACAUCCGUGUGUCAAACCUUCAACAACGGUGCAGACAAUACACUAUCAAUGGGGCACUCGGACAAGGGUGAUGAGAACUCCAUAUCGAUGUGCCACACCUACAAUAAUAUUGUUAGCAACAAUAACUUAUCGAUGGGUCCCUCUUUUGGUAAGGGAGAAAGUAAUAUCAUAUCUUUUGGCGGUGGAUUCAAUGAAGACGAUGAUAUAAACCCUUCGGGAAAGCUAAUAUGCAGUUAUGACUUACUGAUGGGUCAGCCUUCAGUUCAAAGAUCAGAAACUCCAAGUGAAAAAGGGUUGGUUGAGUCAAAUACUGAUGCACUUGUAAGAUCUGCUCAAAGUGCCUUCGGAGAAACUGUUUCGAAGAAGAAGGAGGAGCAAAAAGUGACUAAAAAGGCUCCUCUGAACAAUUUCCCUUCGAAUGUCAGAAGUUUGCUUUCAACUGGGAUGCUGGAUGGAGUGCCUGUGAAGUAUAGUGCCUGGUCACGAGAGGUAAAUCAUAGAUCUUUUAUUAUGUUUUCAGAUUAG